AUGGAGUCCGACGAUGCAGAUAUUCCUACAUACCAGCCCGUUGGUAAUGUUCAGGUGUCCCCAAAUUCUGGAAGGAGGACAUUUAUUCCAGAUGUUGAUGAUUUGAUUAAACCUCAGAUGCAUAUGACGUUUGAUUCGCUGGAAAAUGCGUAUCUUUUUUCCCAAAGAUAUGCUAAGGCGGGAGGUUUCACAGCUAGGAAGGGUACUCAAUACGAGCCUCGAAAGGGUUUAAUACUUAAUAAAUGGUUCGUAUGCUCAAAAGAGGGUACUAAACCCUUAAAGGCGAUUGACUCGACCCAGGAAGCUGGUAGUUCUAAUGUUAACUCGAAGUCUAAGAUUACUCGCAGGGUUCCUUCUAUAAGGACCGGAUGUGAAGUGUGCAUUCGGGUUAAGUUAAUAACCCCGGAUAAUCUUUACGUGGUUUAUUACUUCGAGGAGUCGCAUAAUCACUCAUUUGUUGCCGAAGAUGACAGGUACUUGCUUCCUGAAAACAGAUCUAUGAAUUACGUACAGGAAGAAGCCGUGAAUGCUUUGAGUGCCACAAACGUUGGUCCAGUUAGAGCGUUUAACAUUAUGAGGACUCUUUAUGGAGGUUUCGAUAAGGUAGGCGCAACUAAAGUUGACUUCAAGAACUUUAAGAGAGACUUAAAUAGGUAUAUAGCUGAGUACGAUGCUGACAUGGUUAUCAAACGCCUAAGAAGGAAGAAAGAAUUUAUGCCCAAUUUCUCUAUGGAAUACCUUACAACUGCCGAGGGCGUUUUACGUGCGUUGUUCUGGGCCGAUGGUGAUACAAAGAGAAAUUUUAAUAUUUUUGGGGAUGUUGUGUCGUUCGAUGCUACUUAUCGUCGUAACAAGUUCGUAUCCUUCCUUUGUUUCUAG
Messenger RNA from Helianthus annuus (common sunflower), 879 nucleotides. Its product is annotated as protein FAR1-RELATED SEQUENCE 5-like. The transcript has 2 exons. Gene Ontology annotation, biological process: regulation of DNA-templated transcription. The record is from RefSeq and is a predicted model, not a curated record. The coding region runs from base 1 to 879 and encodes 292 amino acids. NCBI's taxonomy places the organism in Eukaryota, Viridiplantae, Streptophyta, Magnoliopsida, Asterales, Asteraceae.